CGACGACAGCCAACAGCCACCGACGACGACAGCCAACAGCCACCGACGACGACAGCCAACAGCCACCGACGACGACAGCCAAUAAGCCACAAUUCCUCUCUGCUUCAACAACAACAAGUGCAACAUGAAUCAGCUCUGGGAUCCUGUCAUGGCUGAUGCUGGGGAUGGACAUGGUGUUGCAAUGGUCUUCCAGUGCAAUGUAUACUAUUGGAUGGCUGAUGGCUCCGGCAAGGCUGUGGCUGGUCAGGGCACCUUUCAGAAGUUGCGGAGCUCAUCUUGUCAGUUUCGGCUUCAAGUGAAUGGAGGUUGUGACUCCACCGUCUCUCAUUUGUAUUUGCCGCCUCUAGCCGACUGGAGUAUUAACAAAACAAGAGCCGUUCAGACGAUGAAUGGUGCUCAUGGACCGCAGAGAGCCUUGGUUGACGUUGUAACGUUUGUGGGAAGCUUUGCCAUUACGAAGCUCCAAGUUACAAUGCCGUUCCACCGUGAGAACAGACGCGUUGCAAAGCUUUUCCGUCCUGCUCUUAUUCAUGCCGACCAAUCGAAGCGUGAAGCCAUUGCCUAGUCGAAAAGCAAGCCGGCAACUCAUUGCUACGACUAGCACAGAAUGACGUUGGUACAAGACUUACUCGUUUGUUACACUAUAUAGGAUAGGCCGACGGCAACAACUCAACCGAAAACAAGACUAGCAGUAUCCAUAGCUAGACAAUACCCUCAUACUUAAGCACUCUUCUUUUGUUCCUUU
Molecule: messenger RNA, 745 nt
Organism: Seminavis robusta
Lineage: Eukaryota; Bacillariophyta; Bacillariophyceae; Naviculales; Naviculaceae
Source: the annotation of a GenBank genome assembly